UUUCUCUCCUCCUCCUCUCCUCUUCGCUUCCCCACUAAUCAAUCCCACCACCUCUCUCUUACCUUCUUUCUCUUCGAUUUUGUUCCCUUCUCUCGCGUCGCGAGUUCCUUGCUUCGUCGCGUCUCUCUCUCUCUCUUCUCUCUUCCGCCGCCCUUAUCUCGUCUUCCUCUCUCUCUCUUCCCCUCGCGGAUCGAGGGGGGGCGGAGAUGGUGGAUACGAGGAGGAGCGCGGCGGCGAAGCGCCCGGCGGCGGAGGAGGACCAGGAGGAGGAGAAGGCGGCGGCGGCGCCGGCGCCGGCUGCGGCUGCGGCGGGGGAGGGGGCGGGGGCGCCCGCGUCGGCGGGGCGAAGGCCGGCGAAGCGCGGCAAGGCCGUGGCGGUGGAGGUGGAUAGCGGGAAGGAGGAUGAGGAGGCGGCGUCGGCGUCGGGGGUGGCGUCGGCGGCGGAUGCUACGCCUGUGGUCGUCGGAGGCGGGGGCGCGGCGGUGCCGCCGCUUGACACGGCUGGGCUGCAGGCUCUGACCGGCGCGGUGGAUAGGCUGGAGGCCAUCCUGAGGCCCGGCGAGGCGGUAUCGAAUUCGGCCGGCCAUAAGCGCAGUGCUCUUGCUAAGGAUUUACAAGCAAAGUUGAAGGAAGUGAAGGAUUUGGCGGAUGGCGUGGCCAAAAAGCGGCUGCCCCCGGUGGCCAACAGGCGCCAGGAGCCCUGGUGCAGAUUAAUAUCUCAACAUGCUAAGAAUCCUUCCAUUCCUAUUAAUGCCUCGCAUUUUACUGUUGGUUAUGGAGCUCACCAUAACUUGAGACUGGAAGGGUCAUAUACCAACUCACUUGUUUGUAGAUUGAAGCAUGCUAAGCGAGGUGCUCUUCUUGAAAUCUACGAGUCCAAAGUUGUUCGUGUAAAUGGAAAGUCUUUUGACAAGACUAAUAAAGUUACGUUAUGUGGAGGGGAUGAAGUUGUUUUCAAUACACCUGUGAGGCAUGCUUAUAUAUUUGAGCAACUUCCAGAGGAGAAAUCAAGCACAUCGCCAUUUUCCUCUACUUGGUGUAGUGUUCAGCCGGGGCAGCAUUCGCUUAUCAAAGAUUUUAAGGAUAUUUUUUCAUCUAAGGAGGCCAAAGUAACAUCCUUUUACUUUGGAAAGAGUCGACCUCCUUUGAUGCCUGUUGGAUCAUCAUCGGAUCCAGAUCUGGUCAGUAGUCUAUGUAAAACAAUGGAGGACCAGUUUAACUCUGAAGAAAACACACCAUUUGCUUGGUGUCAAUUAUUGGAGGAGGAUUUGAAAAAUGCAACUAUUGAUCCUAGUGAAAUCUCCGAGACAUUUGAUAGCUGUCCAUAUUAUCUAAGUGAGAACACCAAAUCUGCUCUCCAGUCAUCAGCAUAUGUAAAUUUGCACUGCAAGGACUAUAUCAAGUUCACAAAAGAUAUUUCUUCUCUUAGUCAGCGAGUACUGCUGUCUGGUCCGGCAGGAACCGAUAUCUACCAACAAUAUCUGGUUAAGGCACUUGCAAAACACUUUGGUGCUAGGUUGCUCACCAUAGACUCUUCCAUGCUAUUUGGUGGGAAGACUACCAAGGAAUCAGAUUCAUACAAAAAGGGUGAUAGAGUGCGGUACAUUGGUUCGUUACAGUCAACAGGUAUUAUCCUUGAUGGAGAAAGUCCUCCAGAUUUUGGUUCACAAGGUGAAAUAUGUCUUCCUUUCGAAGAGAAUAGAUCAUCAAAGGUUGGAGUAAGAUUUGAUGAACAAAUUCCGGGAGGUAUUGAUCUAGGAGGCAAUUGUGAAGUUGAUCAUGGUUUAUUUUGUUCAGUUGAUUCUUUAUGCCUCGAUGCUCCAGGAUGGGAAAUUAGAUCGAAACACCCAUUUGAUGUCAUUAUUCAGUUUAUCUCUGAAGAAAUCGAGCAUGGUCCUCUAGUCUUAUUUUUGAAGGACACAGAAAGAAUUUGUGGGAAUAAUGAUUCCUAUCGUGCUCUCAAGAGCAAGCUUCAAUAUUUCCCAGCAGGUGCUUUUAUUAUUGGUUCUCAUGUACAUCCUGAUGAUCACAAAGAGAAGGCAAAUGCCAGUUCUCUACUUCUUUCAAAGUUCCCAUACAGCCAAGCAAUACUUGACUUUGCAUUUCAGGACUUUGAUCGUGGAACUGAUAAGAAUAAAGAAACUUCAAAGGCGACGAAGCAUCUAACUAAGCUUUUCCCAAAUAAAGUGACGAUCCAGCCACCAAAAGAUGAAAUUGAGCGCUCGAAGUGGAACCAGAUGCUAGAUCGAGAUGUUGAAAUUCUUAAAGGAAAUGCUAACAUUUCAAAAAUUCGCUCUUUUCUAUUAAAGAUGGGCUUGGAAAGCAGUGAUCUUGAAACAGUAUGUGUUAAGGAUCGUCUCCUAACAAACGAAUGUAUUGAUAAAAUAGUUGGUUUUGCUUUGAGUCAUCAACUUAAGCACUCUACAAUUCCAGACCCUUCGAGUGAUGUUCGUUUCACUCUAUCUAGUGAAAGUCUUAAGCAUGGUGUUGACAUGUUGGAAAGUGUGGAAUCUAACCCUAAGAGCAGCAACAUAAGGAAGUCGCUCAAGGAUAUUGCUACUGAGAAUGAAUUUGAAAAGCGACUUCUUGCUGAUGUUAUACCCCCGGACGAAAUAGGUGUCACCUUUGAGGACAUUGGGGCAUUGGAAAGUGUCAAGGAAACUCUUAAGGAGUUAGUGAUGCUACCUUUGCAAAGGCCUGAAUUGUUUUCCAGAGGUCAACUUAUGAAGCCAUGUAAAGGAAUAUUACUUUUUGGCCCGCCUGGUACAGGAAAGACAAUGCUUGCCAAAGCUGUGGCUACAGAGGCUGGUGCGAAUUUCAUAAAUAUAUCAAUGUCGAGCAUCUCUUCAAAGUGGUUUGGUGAAGGAGAGAAGUUUGUGAAAGCUGUAUUUUCACUGGCAAGCAAAAUUGCUCCAAGUGUUAUUUUCGUGGAUGAGGUUGAUGGCAUGUUGGGUAGGCGUGAAAACCCUGGAGAACAUGAAGCAAUGCGUAAAAUGAAAAAUGAGUUUAUGGUGAACUGGGAUGGUCUAAGAACAAAAGAUAAAGAGCGUGUAUUAGUACUUGCUGCAACUAAUAGGCCAUUUGACCUUGAUGAGGCUGUUGUUAGGAGGCUUCCUAGGCGGUUGAUGGUGAAUUUGCCGGAUGCAUCAAAUAGAAGAAAAAUUCUUAGCGUGAUACUAGCUAAAGAAGAUUUGGCAGAUGAUGUCGAUCUUGAAGCUGUAGCUAGCUUGACUGAAGGGUAUUCUGGCAGUGAUCUCAAGAAUCUAUGUAUUACUGCUGCUCAUCUCCCUAUUAAAGAUAUCCUUGAAAAGGAGAAGAAGGAGAAAGCUUUAGCAGAGGCAGAAAAUAGGCCGCUGCCCCAAUCAUUUUCAAGUAACGAUGUCCGUGCCUUACGACUAAGUGAUUUCAAACAUGCUCAUGAACAGGUCUGUGCAAGUGUGUCUUCGGAUUCAACUAACAUGAAUGAACUUAUUCAAUGGAAUGAUCUUUAUGGAGAAGGUGGAUCAAGGAAAAAGACUACUCUAAGCUACUUCAUGUAGCUGAAGUUCAUUCCAAUGUACAUAUAUAUCAGAAGCAUUAGGACAAACAAUGGUGAUUGGAGGCAAAAGUUUUGCAGAUUCACUACAGUAAAAAAAGAACUGUACUAUCUGCUAGACAUCAGAAGAAUUAACAACAGUUCAUAUCGAGGCGGAUGGGAUAAGACAUUCAAUCGUCGCCAUGGUGUGGGCUGUCGAUUUUGGCGAAAGAGGAAGAUGGGAUUCGGGAUGUGGCUUACAAAUUGCCUGCUGUGGUGGACCUGGGGGUAGUGACGGCAACAUAUCACCAUCCGCAAAAAUAGAUUACAUUUCUAGUCCCCAUAGUCAGGUCAGGCAGCCAGUUCCGAGAAUGACAUCUCUUACCGGGCCGGUUGGUUCACCGUCAUUUUUCUCAUUUCGUGACAGCGAUUCAAAUUUUUUUAGGUUAAAGUUGUGCCUGUGCAAUUGUACAGUAUGAGCAUCCAGGCCAAUUAACUUGUUAUUGCGGUCACCGCAAAAUUCAUUUUAAACAUGUCCGUUGUUACUCCAUUUGUCGACUGUCUACCAGGUUUUGGUACUGCCCCUUUACUGAUCAUAAUAUUAUAUAUGGAGAUGCGGGUUACCAUUAUCGAUUCA
Oryza sativa Japonica Group (Japanese rice) is the source of this 4151-nucleotide messenger RNA. RefSeq lists its product as uncharacterized. Gene Ontology annotation, molecular function: ATP binding; ATP hydrolysis activity. The record is from RefSeq and is a predicted model, not a curated record. Gene Ontology annotation, cellular component: mitochondrial outer membrane. NCBI's taxonomy places the organism in Eukaryota, Viridiplantae, Streptophyta, Magnoliopsida, Poales, Poaceae.